AUGUCCAUGGAGAACUCGCCCGUCAUGGAGACGGAGUCCCAUGCACCAGAAGGGGAAUUCUCACAUUCACCUUGGGUAGAUUUGGGAACUUUCACUUCGCCUCAACAUUCUCCACCCAUGCCUGAAUUUAAUGGGUUUGAGUAUGGCCCUUCACCCAUUAUGUCCGUGGAUGGUUACGGCAUGAACUUGCCGCCACCGUACACCUCGAUGCCACUUCCGAUGCCUGCGCAUGCUUGGCCCAGCAUGUUAACACACCAUUCACCUUUCCAUGAUGGAAUUCCUCCACCUCCAGCACCGAUUUCAGUUUCCCCUUCUGCGCCCACACCAAUUCGAAAAUCUUCUACAGGAGGAGCUACUCCGCGAAGAACAUUGACCGAUGAUGAUCGUCGGCAAAUGUGUUUAUACCACGAAGAACACAAGACUGCAAAGCAGACUGAUAUUGGAGCUUUAUUUGGGGUCGAAAGAAGUACCGUUUCCAAAGUCUUGCGACAAAAAGAAAGAUAUCUGAACCCUGACGAUGGAAGUCGAUCGCCUAUCAAAAGGGCCAAGGGUCGGGUUCCUGACAUUGAAAAGGCCCUAUCAAACUGGGUGAGAAACUACCAACGCGGGGGUUACCCAAUUAACGAUGAGAUCAUCCGGGAGAAAGCCUUGUUUUUUGCCAGUACUACCUGUGGCCCCGAGGGUAAAGAUAAGGUGCUCACUACUGCAUGGCUGGAGAAGUUUAAGCAGAAGAACAAUCUUUUGGGUGCUGCGUCACGAAAGGGCUCCCUUGAUGCCCGACGAAGCGGGUCCAACAGCCCUACUCGCAUCAACACCAAUUUCUCUUCCAACGGAUCUGCCAUCCACAGCCCUCAUAGUCACUCUCCAAUUUCUCCUACAAAUGUCCUGGGUUCACCCAUUUCCCCUGGCCAGAGUCCAGACCGGAUUAAGAGGGAAUAUGACACAGUCCCCGAACUGUCCGGUGGCUAUCUACAUGCCCAUUCGAAAAGCACCACUUCACUGGACACCAACUCCACCGGAAUGAUCAGCCCCAGCUCAACCCUGGUCUCCGAUAGUCCCUUCACACCAACCAGCCAAUCUCGCCUCCCAUACUCGGGCAGCAACACCAACACCAACGGCAACAACAGCCGACCCCGCAGCUCAACCUUCCCUCUCCCGAUCGACCCAACCCUGAUAACAGCAGACCACUCGAUCGACCGCGAAAGCAGCAAGAUAGACCCGCGCAAAGCCGGACCGGUCGCCAUCCUCGAAUCCCCGCUGGAAUUCGACGACGAAGAUGCCCACGCCCAUAUCAAGGGAUCCGAUCCAAGGAAACUCAUCAAGCGCAACCGCAGUAACCCCGAGAUCACCACAAAGUCCAUGCAGCCGCCGCCCGUGGUCUCCAAAUCAGCCACCGUAUCCCCCAUCAGUGCGCCCGGGUCCCCGACACAGGAUGAAGCGAGACAUGCGCUGGAGCUGGUCAUGAACUACUUCCAGCAUCAACCGGCUGGUCUUGCGGCGCAGGAAUAUGUGACUAUCGGAAAACUGAUGGAGAGGCUUGAUCUGGCCAAGAGUCAGGGCUAUGCUUUUCCAGGUGGACUGCCUCGCAUCGAUGAGCAUGAUGAUGGGCCUCGUGUGAGCAAGAAGCGGAGCAUUCAUAAUCUUGGUUGA
This is a messenger RNA of Penicillium verhagenii, 1650 nucleotides long. Its product is annotated as DNA-binding domain-containing protein. Bases 1 to 1650 code for a protein of 549 amino acids. The record is from RefSeq and is a predicted model, not a curated record. The transcript is spliced from 3 exons. Gene Ontology annotation, cellular component: nucleus. NCBI's taxonomy places the organism in Eukaryota, Fungi, Ascomycota, Eurotiomycetes, Eurotiales, Aspergillaceae. Gene Ontology annotation, molecular function: DNA binding.